Sphaerodactylus townsendi is the source of this 2732-nucleotide messenger RNA. RefSeq names its product angiopoietin like 1 (gene ANGPTL1). NCBI's taxonomy places the organism in Eukaryota, Metazoa, Chordata, Lepidosauria, Squamata, Sphaerodactylidae. The record is from RefSeq and is a predicted model, not a curated record. Gene Ontology annotation, biological process: cell surface receptor protein tyrosine kinase signaling pathway. The coding region runs from base 618 to 2222 and encodes 534 amino acids. The transcript is spliced from 8 exons.
UUGUUUAAUAAAAAAAAACACGCCCAAAUGUGCUGUAUAUGGAAGUGAGGUCAGCUGUUGCUGGUUAGCACAUUUCAGCAUGCAAAUGCCAGGCAAAGACAGCAGAGCAGACACACGAUCUCACUGUCUCUUGUGGAGCAGAUGAAAAGUAUGAUAGGUGGCUCUCUUAUCUUACUGAACUAAAUGGGGUGAUACACACUUGGAUGUAAUAUGGCAAGACAAAGAAGCAACCCUCUCUAGAGCUACAGCUUCCCAGCCAACGGGACUGGCUUCAGGAGAAAAACACAACAGGGUUUUUGUUCUGUGUUAGAAGAAAGUCAUCACACGAAAUGAACAUUCUGACUGCAGUCCCUCCGUGCAGUGGGUUGGAUCCAAAGGACCUUGGCAUGAACAGAUCUUUCCUGCCUCCCCCUUCCUGCUGCAUUCCACUGUGCUCCCGAAAAUGCUACUUCUGGGGAGUUCUCAGGAAGAGAGCUGAAUGCCAUAAGGAGGACUACAGUGGGAAGGGGGAAACCUGUGAAAAUCUCCCCUCCACACAGACCAGCAGAAAGUGAUUGGAUUCAACCCAGUUUGCCACCAGGGCCAGGCAAGAAGAGCGGGUGAAGGUCACAUCAUUAAUGAAAGGCCAGAGGCAGAGAGGAAGGAGGAACUCUAAUGGACAGAAUAUGGAUGGAAGUGAAGAAGUGAGGUCUGACUCACAAAAGCUUGCUGGAUUAUACUUGGCUAGUUUUAAAGCUCACUUGAAAAUGAAGAGACUAUCAUGGACAUGGGGUUUGCUGUUGUUAUUAUUAGCAUCCAAUGGACACUGCACAAAACAAUCUAAGCCCAAAAACUCUCUGAGACGUCACCCACGUGCUACAGAAGGAGGAGAUGAAGCAAGAAAGUGUGGCUACACAUUUAUUGUCCCUGAACAAAAAAUAACAGGACCAAUUUGUGUCAACACCAAAGGACCAGGACCAGAGAAUAAAAAAGAUGAAAUUACAAGGAUGGACAUAGAGAAUUUGAAGGAGGUGUUAUCUAAGCAAAAACGAGAGAUAGACCUCCUGCAGCUAGUGGUAGAUGUGGAUGGGAAUAUAGUAAACGAAGUAAAGCUGCUGAGAAAAGAAAGCCGGAACAUGAAUUCCCGGGUCACUCAGCUCUACAUGCAGCUUCUGCAUGAGAUAAUCCGCAAACGGGACAACUCACUUGAGCUUUCCCAGCUGGAAAACAAAAUCCUCAAUGCCACAACAGAAAUGUUGAAGAUGACGACAAGAUACAGAGAACUUGAAAUAAAAUAUGCAGCACUAACUGAUCUUGUUAAUAACCAGUCUGUCGUCAUCUCUUUACUGGAAGACCAAUGCUUGCGGAUAUUUUCACGGCAGGAUACACAUGGUUCCCCACCAUUAGUUCAGGUGGUCCCCCACCACAUUCCUAACAGCCAACACUAUACCCCUGGACUCUUGGGAAGUAAUGAAAUACAGAGAGAUCCAAGUUACCCUAGAGAUAGAGAUGUAAGGCCACCUCCUGAUCCAGCUACUUCUCCUACCAAAAGCCCUUUCAGGAUCCCACCACUGACUUUAAUCAAUGAAGGUCCAUUUAAAGACUGUCAACAAGCUAAGCAAGCUGGCCAUUCCAGCAGUGGGAUUUAUAUGAUCAAACCUGAAAAUAGCAAUGGACCAAUGCAGUUAUGGUGUGAGAACAGCCUUGAUCCUGGGGGUUGGACAGUUAUCCAGAAAAGAACAGAUGGUUCCGUAAACUUCUUCACAAACUGGGACAAUUACAAGAAAGGAUUUGGAAAUGUUGCUGGAGAAUACUGGCUGGGACUGGAAAAUAUAUUUUUGCUUAGCAAUCAGGACAAUUAUAGACUUUUAAUUGAACUAGAAGACUGGUCUAAUAAAAAAGUCUAUGCAGAAUACAGCAGUUUUCGCUUGGAGCCAGAAAAUGAAUUCUAUAGAUUGCGUCUAGGCAUUUACCAGGGGAAUGCUGGUGACUCUAUGAUUUGGCACAAUGGAAAACAAUUUACAACACUGGAUCGAGACAGAGACAUGUAUUCAGGAAACUGUGCCCACUUUCACAAAGGAGGCUGGUGGUACAAUGCUUGUGCUCAUUCUAAUCUCAAUGGUGUAUGGUAUAGAGGAGGACAUUACAGAAGCAAGCACCAAGAUGGGAUUUAUUGGGCUGAAUACAGAGGAGGAUCAUAUUCACUGAAAGCAGUUCAGAUGAUGAUCAGACCCAUUGACUGAGAAACUCUCAACACAAAGAAAAAAACCCCACCCUUGUUCUUGAAGUUCAGCCAGAUAUUGUAUUUCACAUUUUUUGCACAGUUUGACACCUAAACUUACAAAAAGCAGGGCCUACACGAUAUUCUUUUAAACAUAUAUGUGAUAUCCCAUGUGUUAAUUAUACAAGUUCUAAUAGCUCACAAAAGCAAGUAGGAACCUGCAUUGAAAUCUGUAAAUAUAAUAUGUACGGGCUUUAACAGCAGCAAUACGACCUACAAGUUUUGUAGGCUACAGUGAAAAUCGUGGAGGCAGAAUGGUUGAACUCUGAAAUUUAAGUAUGUGAAACUGUUACUGUGUGUUAAUGUACAGAUAAAUAGUUUUAAAUCUAUGAAAAUGAAUGUAAGUUUUUAUUUGAAAUGAAUUUUUUUGAAUGAAAUACAGAUGCACAAUGGCAACAGACAAAGAACUGGAGAGAAAAUCUAGUUUUGCAAACAUAUUUUUCAUCAAAUAAAGCAUUAUUAUUUCAGUCUA